Ruditapes philippinarum (Manila clam) is the source of this 2808-nucleotide messenger RNA. Its product is annotated as endoplasmic reticulum-Golgi intermediate compartment protein 1-like. Gene Ontology annotation, cellular component: endoplasmic reticulum membrane; endoplasmic reticulum; COPII-coated ER to Golgi transport vesicle. Gene Ontology annotation, biological process: endoplasmic reticulum to Golgi vesicle-mediated transport; retrograde vesicle-mediated transport, Golgi to endoplasmic reticulum. The transcript has 9 exons. NCBI's taxonomy places the organism in Eukaryota, Metazoa, Mollusca, Bivalvia, Venerida, Veneridae. The record is from RefSeq and is a predicted model, not a curated record. Bases 135 to 1007 code for a protein of 290 amino acids.
AAUCAUCGCCACGCACGUGGAUACGUAAUUUCCGGCGAAAACAUCGGUGACAGCAAUAGGUGACAGAUUGGUGGACAAUUUUCCACGUCACAGAUUGUUUUAAUUUAGUGGCAUUGAUUGUUGGAACUAUCAUUAUGCAAUUUGACAUUAGAAGGUUUGACAUAUACCGUAAGGUACCUAAAGAUUUAACACAGCCCACAUUGACUGGAGCAUGUAUAUCUAUAUGCAGUGUACUGUUUAUGCUCUACCUGUUCCUGUCGGAGCUUGCUGGAUUUCUUCAACAUGAAGUAGUAAGUGAGCUGAUAGUUGACGACCCUGUGAAAUACUCUGAGAAAAUUCCUGUAUUCUUAAAUAUAACUUUGAUGAACACAAAAUGUGAAUUUGUAGGAUUGGACAUUCAGGAUGAUAUGGGAAGACAUGAAGUUGGUUUCCAGGACAACACAGAAAAAAUCCCACAGAAUGAAGAUAAUGGUUGUAGAAUGGAAACACAUUUCUUAAUAAACAAGGUUCCAGGUAAUUUUCAUGUUUCAACACAUGCAGCAAAGAACCAGCCAGCUCAAGGUGACAUGAGGCAUGUUGUUCAUAAACUCAGGUUCGGUAUGGACUUAGAGGAAGGAAAAACUGUGAGAGGAUCUUUUAACCCCAUGGAAAGUUUAGAUAAAACAAAUGGAAAUGCUCAAGCCACACAUGAUUACAUCAUCAGAGUAGUGCCAUCUGUUUAUGUCAACAAAGAUAAUUCAAAACGAUUCCCAUAUCAAUAUACAUACUCAUACAGGGAAAUAAUUCAGUAUGGUCAUGGAGGCCAUAUGAUGCCAGCUAUCUGGUUCAGAUAUGAAAUGAGUCCUAUUACAGUACAGUAUACAGAAAGAAGGCAACCUUUUUAUCAUUUUCUCACUACGGUAUGUGCCAUUGUAGGAGGAACAUUUACUGUUGCGGGUAUAUUUGACUCCUGUGUUUUCACUGCCUAUGAGAUAAUCAGGAAAGCUGAGCUGGGAAAACUGAGCUGAGAACAAGAAUACCUAGAGAAAUUUAUUUUUAAUAUAUACACUUCCUAUUUUUGCAAUUAUAAAUAAUGUACAAAAGGUUAAAGGGUCAAAGAAGGUGAGAAAAUGCAUUUAUGUUAGAAUUUUAUGUGAUUUGGAAGUUGUGUGACAUGUAGGUGACAGAUACUUAUCUUUUACAACUGAUAGAAUAUGGCAAUAAUUUGUUUGUAAUUGUGGAAUAAAAUGUCAUAAGUUAAGCUUGAAAUUUAAAUAUGCAAUCAAACUACAAGGGCAUUACUUAAGUAUUUCAUUAUUAAUAGUAAAGUAUCAUAUAAUGCCAAUAUACACCCAAGGUGAAUUAUUUGUAUAUUAUUUUGAUUUAAAUGUUCAAAACCUCCUCAUCUUGAUAACAUGAGGACUUUCCUAUAGGAUAAAAAGCAUAUGAGGACCUAAUGAAGUCUGGUAAUAAUUCAGCAAACCACCAAGUUUUGACUGCUUUUUGCACAGCUUGUUAGUGGUAUUUGUUAGCUCGUCUAUUAGAAUAGGGAGAGCUAUUGUUCUUACCCUGGCGUCAACAUCACACCUUGGUUAAGUUUUUGUGUGCAAGUCGGUAUUUUCAAAACUACUGAAGGGAAUAGGUUUAAACACUUAUUGAAGAGCAUAAUAGAAAGUCUCUGUCUCAUAAGGCCAUCAACUCAUAACUUGAAUUUUGACAGAAAUAUGGCCAUUUUUGCACUUUAGAAAUACUACAUUAUCCAGGCUCUGUCCAUUAAUAGGCUACAGGCUAAAUCAAACAGAGCCUGCAACAUUGGCAGUUUUGCUUUUUGGGGUGUUCUUUAGUGAUUCUUUAUAUUACUAUCAAGCAUUGAGAAUAAUUGAGCACGCUGUCCUACUGACAGCUUUUGUUGGAGAAAAAUCUAAAUUUAGAAUCAUUAUAGAGGUGUGCUAAAUUGAAAGAACAAAAUAAAACUUCAUUGAAAUAAUAUACAUGCUUAAAAUUAUAAAAAGAAACAACAACAAACAGAUGCAUGUUCAUUGUACAAUUUACCCACUCAAUUUACGAAAGGAAGAUGUUUUUGUGUUGAGAAAAAAUGACAAGAUAUUUAUAGGCUUGUGUCGGUUUUGUUAUGUAUGGUUGUUGUUUUGUUAAGGGGGAUGGUUUGUGUAUGUUUAAGUAAACUGUAAUUAUACCUUUAAAUAGCAAUGUUAGAGAAGAGAAUAGUUGAAACUAUGAUUUCUGUUUAGAAGUUAAGGACGUUUUCGGGAGUUUCAUAUAGAUAUAUAGGCAAAAUUAAAAUUAAAAAAACAUGCCAAGUUUUAUGAAACUCUAUUGAACAGUUUUAAUUUUGCAUAAAUGUCUAUAUAAAAACUCCCAAAAACGUCUUUAAAACAUUAUAGUAUUAAAUCGACAAAUCUACAACCUGUAAAAUUCAUGUACUAUAGAAGUGCCUUUACACUGUUCAUAACACCAUCAAUUCUCAUUGUUUUACAAAGCUAUUGAAUGGAUCAGAUUUUUUCUAUAUAAUACAGAGGUAUUGCUUUUGUCUUUAAGCACCAUAUUUACUGCAAUUUUUAAAAAAAAAAUUAUAUCUUAAUUAUAUAUUUUAUAGGCAAACAUUUUGAAGGUAAAUGGUUAAUUUUAAAUUGUUUUAAAGACUUUAAGCAUCAAUAUUAAUGCUAAAUUUCUUGAUUUUCACAUAAAGGUAUCAACUUUGUCAUAAAACUGAACUAAUUGGACACUGAUGACUUUAUUUAUACAAAAUGACCUCAUUAAUUCAAGAUCUCAUGAGAUAAAUCACAAAUGAUGAAAACUGUAAAAACUGAA